AUGACGGCUACAGAUAAGGAAGAUGAACUGUGGAGGAUACUUUGUGAAGUCAACAGAUGGACCGCCGUCAGGAUUGUUGGCCGUCAAAAUUCAUGCAAGGACGACACGCGAUUUUUCCUCACAUCGCUGGGAUUUCACAUCCAUGAAACAUUUGGGGGAAUAGAACAUUUGAUUGAUGUCCUAUCUGUAGAUAAUGAUGUGAGUCAGUUACUGGACUCUUGCUUCUCGUUCCUUAGAAGGCGGACAGACUUUUAUCACGUGGAUGUCGAUGGGGCAGCGCCUUACGGGCUAAAGCAGGGUGAAGCCUUUGAUAUGGUGGUUUCCACGUUCGACAAGCAUGCGCACUUGCACUUGAAAUACGAGCACGACAAGCGGAAGCACGCAGUCAAGGAGGAGGAAAAAUCCAGUCGGCAAGAAACAUCGGAGCAAAAGAUGUCGGAGCAAAAGAUGUCGGAGCAAAAGAUGUCGGAGCAAAAGAUGUCGGAGCAAAAGAUGUCGGGGCAAAAGGUGUUGGCACCGGUGACGGUCGUCAAGGCUUCUGUGGAUGGAUCAGGUUUUGAUUUGUCCCAGCGGCUGUCCGCGAGUUCAAUAGGAACCAGGAAUGGUGGGUUCGGUGACAGGUUCGCUUGGUCGCAGACGGUCAGUGAGCUCCAUCUGGAGUACCCUAUGCAGGACGUAGUGUCGUCGCCCGACGUGGUGUUUAGAGUCGGGGCGGACUACCUAUGGUGUGUCGUUGAGAGGCUGAAUUUCCACAUUAAGGACACUUGGCUCCAUCCCGUUAAACCCAGCGGCACCACCUGGGUCCUUGAAUGUGCCAGGAAUGGAGACUAUGAACCGCAACAGUCGCUCGUAAUUUACGUGGAUAAAAGUAAGAAGGGUGUUUCGUCCACCUGCCGGGGAACUAAAUGCAGAGAUCGGGGCUGCAGGGCAGUCGGGGUGGCAUUAGAUAGGUCCAUUCGUUCAGGGGCUGCUGGCUAG
Molecule: messenger RNA, 978 nt
Organism: Gregarina niphandrodes
Lineage: Eukaryota; Apicomplexa; Conoidasida; Eugregarinorida; Gregarinidae
Product: nudC amine-terminal domain protein
Exons: 2
Coding region: 1-978 (325 amino acids)
Biological process (GO): protein folding
Cellular component (GO): cytoplasm
Source: RefSeq, a predicted model, not a curated record